UCGAAGUGAUCUCUCUGCUGCUCGUGUAUAUCUUAGCCACCUACCUGCCAACACAGCGACCAGGGCGACGUCGGCUGACUUUCCUGCCUGCCGUCCGUCGCGCUAUCUGCAUGGCUUUCGCGCUCAAGGCAUCUUCCUCGGCUCCGUCGUUGAGCCGCCCCAUGCGUUGCGGCACGGUGGCCUCUGUGGCGGUGCCCGUGCCGCUGCCGGGGAGGCCCGUGGUCAGAGCAGUCGCCGCGGCGGCGGUGGCGUCGCUCGAACCGGCGGUGACUGUACCCGCGCCCGCGCUGGCUGGGAGGUCCGCGUCGCUGUCCGCGGCCGGCAAACGCGGCCUGUCGGUGGCAGAGGCCAUGUCUCGGGGCAGGGCGAAUGGCAAGACGGCGUUUAUCCCGUACAUCACCGCCGGCGACCCCGACCUGGCGACCACGGCGGAGGCGCUCAAGCUCCUUGACAGCCUCGGCGCCGACGUCAUCGAGCUCGGCUUGCCCUUUUCGGACCCCUCCGCCGACGGGCCGGUGAUCCAGGCCUCCGCGGCGCGGGCGUUGGCCGCUGGCGCAACCACCGACGCCGUGAUGUCGAUGCUGAAGGAGGUGACGCCGGAGCUGUCCUGCCCCGUGGUCAUCUUCUCUUAUUUCAGCCCCAUCCUGCGCCGUGGGGCAGGGAGUUUCGCCGCGGCUGCCAAGGAAGCCGGUGUCAAAGGCCUUAUCAUACCCGAUCUUCCAUACGAGGAGAUGCAUGCUUUCAGGAAAGAAGCCAUCAAGAACAAUCUAGAGCUGAUCCUUCUUACAACACCAGCUACACCAUCAGAGAGGAUGAAAGAAAUCACAAAAGCUUCAGAAGGGUUUGUUUACCUUGUAAGUGUCCUUGGAGUUACAGGAGCUAGGGCGACUGUAAACCCACGUGUCAAGGAUCUUCUUCAGGAGAUUAGGCAGGUCACAGAUAAGGCAGUGGCAGUUGGCUUUGGCAUAUCGACCCCGGAACAUGUUAGCCAGAUUGCCGAGUGGGGUUCAGAUGGAGUGAUCAUUGGUAGUGCAAUGGUGAAACAGUUGGGUGAAGCAAACUCUCCAAGAGAAGGAUUAAAGAGGCUAGAAGUAUAUGCCAAGAGUUUGAAGAAUGCACUCCUAUGAUAUGCAAUUUAAAUGGUUAAUUAUUUAGGGUGGCAAGCCAGGUGGUCAAAAUUUAAAUCGAUGAAGGGUAGAAGGUAUUUGCAAUUUUUGUGUUGCAAAAAGAGACUAGUGUUUACUUUUAUAGUUAGUGUUUGGAUAUGCUUUUGUUCCUUUGUUGUGUUAACUUGGGAGUGUUAAUAUCAAGUGAAUAUAAUAAUUGUA
Molecule: messenger RNA, 1328 nt
Organism: Aegilops tauschii subsp. strangulata
Lineage: Eukaryota; Viridiplantae; Streptophyta; Magnoliopsida; Poales; Poaceae
Product: tryptophan synthase alpha chain-like
Biological process (GO): L-tryptophan biosynthetic process
Cellular component (GO): chloroplast; cytosol
Molecular function (GO): tryptophan synthase activity
Source: RefSeq, a predicted model, not a curated record